AUGUAAAAAUAUUUCUUUAUUUGCGUCAUAUUGAUUACGCUAAAUGCAUUAGAUAAUGGAUUAGGCAGAAAACCUCCUAUGGGAUGGAAUCCAUGGAACAAAUAUGGCUGCAAUAUCAAUGAAGAAAUUGUUAGACAAACUGCUGAUGCUUUAGUCUCAACAGGGUUGGCAGCUGCAGGAUACAUUUACUUAAAUUUAGAUGACUGUUGGUAAUCAGAUAGAGAUCCAGUUACAAAAAGGAUCAUUGUAGAUCCAAUCAGAUUUCCUUCUGGAAUGCCAUCAUUAGUCUAAUAUGUACACUCUAAGGGUUUGAAAUUUGGAUUGUAUUCAGAUGCUGUAUUAUUAUAUUAUUAUAUCCCAGGGUAUGUAAACAUGUGAAGGCAAGCCAGGUUCAUUAGGAUAUGAAGAUAUUGAUGCAUAAACAUAUGCUGAAUGGGAUAUUGAUUAUUUGAAGUAUGAUAAUUGUCAUACUGAUGGUACAUCUCCAAAGGUUAGAUAUCCUCCUAUGUCUGCUGCUUUGAUGAAAUAGUCAAAGAAGAUUUAUUUUUCAAUGUGUGAAUGGGGUUUAGAGAAACCAUGGUUAUGGGCACCACCAAUAGCAAAUUCAUGGAGAACUACAGGAGAUAUUUCAGAUCAUUGGUAUUCUUUUAUAGGUAAGAACGAUUUGAUGUAAAAUAGCUAUUUUGGAAGAAUAAGCUCAUUUAGCAUAAUAUGCAGGACCAGGAUAAUGGAAUGAUCCAGAUAUGUUAGAGGUUGGUAACGGUGGAAUGAAAACUCAUGAAUAUCAAGCUCAUUUUGCUUUGUGGGCAAUUUUGAAGGCUCCACUUCUUAUUGGUUGUGAUAUAACAAACAUGAGUUAAGAAACUAAAAAGAUAUUAAUGAAUCCAGAGGUUAUUGCUGUAAAUUAAGUAAUAAAAUUAAAUAUCUUAUAUAGGAUAGUUUAGGUAUAUAAGCAAGUAGAGUAAAGAAAGUAUUAACAAGUGAAGUAUGGGCUGCUGAAGUAGCUGAUAAUGGUCCUGGAGUAGUUGCAGUUUUAUUUAAUCAAGCUUCAUUAACAGAAUCUAUUACAAUAGAAUUUGAUAAGUUAGGAAUUAGUGGAACUUAAAGUGUUAGAGAUCUUAUUAAUUAAGUUGAAUUAGGAUAAGCAACAACCAGUUACACUUGUUAAGUACCAGCUCAUUCAGCAGUUAUGGUCAAAUUCAGAGAUGUCCAUACUGAUUAAUGAUAAAUACAAAC
Molecule: messenger RNA, 1236 nt
Organism: Paramecium sonneborni
Lineage: Eukaryota; Ciliophora; Oligohymenophorea; Peniculida; Parameciidae
Source: the annotation of a GenBank genome assembly